Molecule: messenger RNA, 530 nt
Organism: Suillus plorans
Lineage: Eukaryota; Fungi; Basidiomycota; Agaricomycetes; Boletales; Suillaceae
Exons: 5
Coding region: 148-450 (100 amino acids)
Biological process (GO): protein phosphorylation
Molecular function (GO): protein kinase activity; ATP binding
Source: RefSeq, a predicted model, not a curated record
UUUGGAAUAUCUCCAUUCAAUGAACAUCAGACACCGAACAACAUGGUGGAGAAGACGGGGAUUUGCUAGAUCUCUGACUUCGGAGUUUCGACGAUCUCGAUGUAACUACUAAAUGCGUCACAUGCGACGCAGGGCGUGGUUUUUUGGAUGGCGCCAGAGGCCACACAUCCCCAGAAAGAAGGCUAUAACUACAAAAUCGACCUUUGGAGCGUGAGCUACGUCGUCCUCGAGAUGUGGACAGGACAGCGGCUGUGGAGUGAUGAUGAAGCUAUAAUGGUCAUGUUCAAGGUAUACCAGAAGCAACCCUUGCCCAUACCUUCCUAUGUGGUGCUGUCUGAUCUUGGAAAAGAAUUCAAGCACAGAUGUUUCGCAAUGGAUCUGGAAGAACGCGCAAGCUACAGAACUUUAGCAACAUCCAUACUUGGGGCUUCCAGAGGGCUCGGUAUUUAACAAUUUCAAGUAGGGCCUCAUUCAGAAUGUCUCUUUUCCAAGUAGAAAGUGCGCUCAUUGUCGUCUCCCCUUCAUCAUCU